Carica papaya (papaya) is the source of this 929-nucleotide messenger RNA. Its product is annotated as Sas10/Utp3/C1D family. Gene Ontology annotation, biological process: regulation of gene expression; maturation of 5.8S rRNA. NCBI's taxonomy places the organism in Eukaryota, Viridiplantae, Streptophyta, Magnoliopsida, Brassicales, Caricaceae. Gene Ontology annotation, molecular function: RNA binding; DNA binding. The record is from RefSeq and is a predicted model, not a curated record. Gene Ontology annotation, cellular component: nucleolus; exosome (RNase complex).
ACCUAAUUGCCUGCCCCCAAUAAACCCUAGAUGUGGAGCUGUCUACAUUUCCCCUUCCAAUAAUUUUUCAUUAUAUUUCAGUUUCAUUCACUUUGCUCGCUAUUUUUCCCUUAACGGAGCGUGAAAGAGAGAUUCGGAGAACGAAAGAUGGCGCGAAGGGGACGAGAAAGCUCAAUAAUACCGGAAUCGGUAAUGGAUUCUGUGAAGGGAACUUCAGCCAAGAUAGAAGAAGUGCGGACCCAAUUGUCUGAAUUUUUGUCUCUACUAGACCCUCAAGUUCUCGCCGAAAUGCCGCCACUACAACGGGCUCAGUCUCUGUUCUUGCUCGCGAAAGCAAGUUCUACUCUCUUCACUUUGAGGUUGAGAUGUACGGGAGUUCUUCCAGAUGACCACCCUGUAAAAUCUGAGCUAGAGAGAAUAAGCUUGUAUCAAGACAAACUUGAACGAUUCAUAAACUGGAGUAAAGCACCAUUAAGGCCAUCUACUACCUUAAACUAUCAGGCGGCAACCCGUUUCAUUGAGCAUUCCUUGCCUGACCUUACUUCAGAGCAGAGGCAAAGUAUGAGGGAUAUCAGUAAAGGAGAGCGAUUGAGGAAUAAGAAUCCAGAGAGUGGUGGUCAAAAGAGGAGAAAAUACCAAUCGUCUGACAGACAAAGUGUUGUAAGUGCUGCUCAAGAAUUUCUUGAAAAGGCCGCCCGUGAGCUUCUUGGUGAUAAGAAAGGUGGCUUCAAGGGACCUCUGCAGAUCGACACGUCGGAUGAUGACUUGCCAGUGGACUGAUCUCCAUAUCUUGCAUCCUAGUAGAUGCUUAAUUCAUGCUUCAAUUCCCUUACCCUUUUAUGUUUUUUUCUCCAGCUCUUCAGUGUAAUUUUUUGUACUAUUUCAUCCUUUAUCAAUAGUUCAUCACGACUGGCUCUGGUAAAAAUAUA